ACAUACGAUAUGUGGCAUAGYGAACGGAUGAAUUAAUCAAAAUUUUCUUGGUCCUCUUACAAACAGUACGUAAUAUAUUCUAUUGUAAUAUAAGACAGUUUGACCCAACGUGUUUUCAGUCACUAGCGUCUGUUCUCCUUCAAUUUGCAUAUUUCGAUAAACUGUUCUGUUCCGGGAAGUGUCUCAUGAGUUGUCCAGCGGUACAUCGAUUCCGAGAAAUUGACUUUUGUGAAUUACGCCCAACAAUUUGAUGUCGAGAAUUUUUGAUGUCAUGAUAUUUCACUUGGGUGUAAAAUGAGUGAUACUGCUGCUAUCGUGAUCCCGCUGGUGAUACUUGUAGUGGUGUUUCUGAUCAUUUUAAUUUGCUACUUAUGCAAGCGCCAUCAAGUUUGGCCGUUCAAAUACCACAAUCUAGAUGAGCGACAUGGUUUCGUCCGUGAUGCUCAACCGAAAGUGGUUUUCUGUGUCGUGGCAUCGAGAAUUGGAGCUGACAUUGACGCWGCAAUGAGAGAAGUUAAUGACUGGAACCGAGUAAUCCUGAUAGUGUUGCAUAUUGAUUGAAAAUUUCCGAUAUUCACCUUAGUUAUACGUUUUCUAGUAUAGCAGAAUUGUACUCUAAUUGCACACUGUUGACUUGAAUUAGUCACUAAUGUUAAAUAUUCAGUAGCUUGGUAAUAAUAUGUUGUUGGUAAUUUUGUUGUUGUUUUAUCAUUUAUCAGUUUAUGUCAGUGUGAGCUCUGACGAUCAGAAAUAUUGAGAAUUGAUGACUUUUAYUUGUAAAAAUAGGUUUUAGAUUACAUGUAA
Exaiptasia diaphana is the source of this 804-nucleotide messenger RNA. RefSeq lists its product as uncharacterized. NCBI's taxonomy places the organism in Eukaryota, Metazoa, Cnidaria, Anthozoa, Actiniaria, Aiptasiidae. The record is from RefSeq and is a predicted model, not a curated record.